AUGCUCAUUGCCGAGACUGCUCAAUUCAAGCAAGUGUUUUUUGUCAUCGAUGCUCUAGACGAGCGACUUGAUCAUGGCCACGCGUACGCGUUGCUGUCAACUCUGUCAGCAACUAAAGCCAGCGUCCUGAUCACUUCUCGAGAUAUCGGAUCUAUCAGCGAAUUUCUCACCGAGACUGGUGCUGAAAUGUUGGAAGUGUCGGCCCAGCCUGACGAUCUGAGGGAGUAUCUCAACUACCGGUUCACGGAGCCUCAAGCGUACGAGUUCUCCGUGAUUGUGAGGAAAGUAGCCCGCUUGCAGGCUGAUAUAGUGGAAGCUCUUCUAUCAAAAGCACUUGGCAUGUUUCUAUUGCCACGAAUGCAUAUGGAUCUGCUCAUCGACACCGUGAAGAACUAUCCAACAGAGAAUACCAUCCGGCAGACCAUCAAAGAGAUUGACAAAUUGCCUUCUGGGCUGCAAAAUACUUAUGAUGAGUAUACGGCCAGGAUCCUUCGAGGACAAUCAGCCGAGCAUGCCAAGGAUGUCCUAGCCUGGGUCAUUUAUGCAAAACGGCCCUGCCCGAUACGAAUAAUUCAAGAGGCCAUUUCUUUGCAGCGCCACGGAAACAGGAUCGAUGACCGUAUCGAUGCCAAUGAUUUGCUGAAAAACUGUAUAGGGCUCUUGGCGGAAGAAGUCUCGUCCGACAAGGCAGUCAAAUUUGUUCAUCCAGACAUGGAACGGUACUUCCGUAGCCCGGACAACAACAUCAAGAUUCAAGAGUGCCUGCCGCAGGGUGAAGAGCGCAUAGCUAUAUCGUGUCUGAGAUGCCUGCUCUUGGACAAGUCGCUCGAACUCGAGGAUUCUAUCUUAUGGCCGUAUGCCGCAGACCACUGGGCCUUCCAUGUCCAGAACAGUCAUAUGGAACAUCACUACUUGACUCAAGAUUUCCUGUCACAGUCUGAGAAGGUCAGCGCAGCCAUGAUGCACAUCAUCAGUCAGCCUAGCAUCAUACCGCAGUUUGAAUACGAUCCAACGCUCAACAAGGCAGAAUUCGCCACGAUCUGCCAGCAUAAGAUUCGAUCAAUUUGCCUUGGAUGGCACGCAGCCGCUUUCUUCGGACUCCUGGGGUAUCUCCAGAACGCCACUCCAGAAGACAUUGAAUCUCGGGAUGAGAAUGGGUGGACUCCACUUUGGUGGGCCAUACUGGGGAGACACGACGCCGUGGUAAAGUUCCUGCUGCAGCGUGGCGCAAAUGUCGACGUGAGAAGCUGCACACAGGACAUGCCGCUUGUCAUUUGGAUGUUCAGGGUCCAAAGAGUAUUCAUGAGGGACAGGACCAUCGAGAACAUCAUUUUCAUCGAUCGCGGAUCAUUAAUAUACCAUGGAAAUGUGCACACUUUGCCCUUGGAGCUAUCUUUCCCUAAUCUCAUGCGCAAUCUUUGGUGGAAGACAUGGUGGAUUACCAACGAAGCUACAGCUCUUAAUCUUAUUAACAAGAUACCAAGAGAGGAGCUGAAUGCAACCGAUCAGGACGGAAAUACAGUCCUCAUGACAGUAGCCAGCUUUUGGGAUUGGAAGGCCGUGAGCCGGCUGCUGGACCGAGGCGCAGAUGUCUCUCUCAAAAAUGACUUAGGACAGUCGGCCUUCCGGCGAGGGCUAACAGAACGACGCCAACGCCUCAGUGUGAGAGAUGUCAUACUUCAGGAUCAACGCCGUGUUCGUAUCGGGGACGACCUGAUACUCCCAUGUUCGACCACUCUGGAUCAAUUCAGUUUCGGGAUCAUAGAACAGACAGUUGAGACGAUGCUGGUUCGUCUGGUUCCGGAAGACUUGAAUAUGGACCGAGCCGGAUGUGAAGAAGCAUUUCGUCUUGCCAUCAUUUACCAUCAUACGCGUAUCGUCCACGAGCUCCUCGAGCUCGGUGCUGAUCCGAAUAUGAUAUUCUGGGAGGAUGGGCUGACACCGUUAGGAGCUGCAUGCACGCCUAUGACCCAUAUUGUAUUCAAGGUUAAGAAUGCGAUUGUUACCGAUCAAACCGUCUUGGACGUUGGGAUGAGCAUGGUAAAAGAGGACAAGUCCGCUGAGUCUUACCACGAGAGACUUACCUUGAUAAAGUUGGCACGAGUUGACUAA
This is a messenger RNA of Cryphonectria parasitica EP155, 2112 nucleotides long. RefSeq names its product ankyrin. The record is from RefSeq and is a predicted model, not a curated record. Gene Ontology annotation, molecular function: protein binding. NCBI's taxonomy places the organism in Eukaryota, Fungi, Ascomycota, Sordariomycetes, Diaporthales, Cryphonectriaceae. The coding region runs from base 1 to 2112 and encodes 703 amino acids. The transcript is spliced from 2 exons.